Molecule: messenger RNA, 600 nt
Organism: Scheffersomyces stipitis CBS 6054
Lineage: Eukaryota; Fungi; Ascomycota; Pichiomycetes; Serinales; Debaryomycetaceae
Exons: 1
Biological process (GO): protein import into nucleus
Cellular component (GO): nuclear pore; cytoplasm
Molecular function (GO): GTPase activator activity
Source: RefSeq, a predicted model, not a curated record
ACUUCUACAACCAAACCAUUGGUGACGUCGACUUUUGGUGCUAAUUCCAAGUUUGGCAACGCAUUCAAAGAGCUGUUACACAAGAAGUCAUUUUUAGAUGAUGAUUCCGGUAAUAGCAAUGCCAGAGAAAACAAGAAAGACUCGGAACACACGGAAGAAAAAAAGACUCCAGCCGUACAACAGUAUAAACAAGUAGAACUUGAGCAGAUAACUAAAAUCCAGACUGGUGAAGAAAACGAAAUCUCGCAUUUUUCAGCUACAGCAAAGCUUUUCGAACUUGAUUUAACCAACAUAUCAGAUGGCUGGAAGGAAAGAGGCACUGGACCGUUACAUUUGAAUCAGUCUAAAGCUGACAAAUCUGUACGUUUAUUAAUGAGAUCACAAGGGUUAUUGAAAGUAGUCUUGAACUACAAGGUUAACUCGAAAACUGAACUACUUAAAGGAUUGGAAGCCAGUUUGACACCAGGAAAGUUCGUUCGUCUUAAUUCUGUCAGGGCAGACGGCACUCCAGUCCAAUACUUGUUGAAGUUUGGAUCGGAGGCUCUUAGAAAUGAUUUGGUGGAAAAAGUAGAUGCCCUCAAGAAGGAAAUAGACACUUAG